Acanthoscelides obtectus is the source of this 1882-nucleotide messenger RNA. The record is from the annotation of a GenBank genome assembly. NCBI's taxonomy places the organism in Eukaryota, Metazoa, Arthropoda, Insecta, Coleoptera, Chrysomelidae.
CGUCUUCUCCGCUGUCCGCGAGUCGCGUCUAGAUGGCGCACAGGUAAAAACAAGCGAAGAACGGUUUAACAGCUGCCUUGAUACCUUGCUUAGUCGACCGUCUACUGUUUAAGAAUAGAGUGACCGCGCGUGUGUAAGACUGUUUUAAAUGUGCGACACGGGCACCGGCGCGCCGUCGGAUUUCCACACGUGAAAAACGACCGAAUCGGGUGAACGUGUGAUGUAAAUAUGCAAGAAAACAAGGGCGAAAUGUCACCGAAGCCGAACGAGAUGCCUGGCGGCAACCAGCUGAACCUGAUGAUUCAGGAGAACCUGUUACAACGUUCCAUUCAAAAUGUGGCCCUUUCCCUGCAGAAUGCCAUGAUGAAUUCCCUGCAGCAAGCCGCGCUUCUGCCGGCGAACUCAGCCGCAGCAGCUGCAUUGAACCUUCAGGCGUUAGAGUCGUACCUAACCUUACAAAGACUGAGUACGGUGUCGGCAAACGUUCAAAGCAACUCCGGGAGGAUAGAUAUCCUCAAAAUCGCCACGAAUACCGCCAAAAUCAAUGAGGAAACGAUCAGCAAUGAAGAAGAAACCACCAACAACACCAGCCUCACUGAAGACGUGGACCUGGCCGAAGAGGUCGAAGAAGAUUUGGCCCUCCUGGACAAUGACGAAGCUCUCAACAACUUCCCUUUGCCCUCGUCUCCUGUGGACACGUCGUACCCCAGCCUAAUAAUGAACUCUGUGUACCAGAACCCCUCCAGUUCGCCUCCUGGUGUGUCAUCCUCAACAACAAGCUCAACUGCGACCAGCGGCGUAACGACGACAAGGCAGAAAGGGAGCUCGAGACCCAAGAAACAGUUCAUUUGCAAAUUUUGCAGCAGACAAUUCACCAAGAGUUAUAAUUUGUUGAUUCACGAACGGACUCACACGGACGAAAGGCCGUAUUCCUGUGAUAUUUGUGGAAAAGCUUUUAGGCGGCAAGAUCAUCUUAGGGAUCACAGGGUACAUCCACAGUAAAGAAAAACCCUUCAAGUGCACGGAAUGUGGCAAGGGCUUCUGCCAGUCCCGCACGCUAGCAGUCCACAAGAUCCUGCACAUGGAGGAGUCCCCGCACAAGUGUCCCGUAUGCAGUAGGUCCUUCAACCAGCGUUCCAACCUGAAAACCCACCUGCUGACCCACACGGACAUCAAGCCCUACAAUUGCUCGGCGUGCGGAAAGGUGUUCAGGCGGAACUGCGACCUGCGCAGGCACAGUCUGACCCACAACCUGGGCACAAGUGGAUCGUCGCCAGGAGGAAGUGGGACAAGCAGUGCGGGGGGACAGGGGUUUAGUAUAGACAGUCUGAUGAGUAAAGUGGCCGCAACUGCGGCUGCAAGUAAAUAAAAGGUUGUGAGUGUCAUUUUACCACAGUGAGUGUGUUAUUUAUCAAGAGUUGUGGGUAAUUUGAUGCAACUUUGUUUUCCUGUGUGGGUAAAGCAUUGUUAUCGAUAUAAUCAUACACAUGCUGCUCCCUAGACGUAGCGCAAUAACUCAAGAAAUUAUUUUGUGGACUACUAUAAACAUAUCUGGUCCGACCUGUGACGGUUUCAAAUAAUCGCCUUGUCUUGAGACAGAUUUUUAAAUAAUAGUCUGACUCUGAAAGUCUGGUUUUAUUGGUGCAAGUUGUUCAAGAGAGUAUUUAAAACAUACGCGUAUAAAAUGGGUACACCAAAUUUUGACUCAUAUAACAACAAAAUUGGACUAUAUUGGUCAAGUAGUUUUUUGAGUAAGUCUAAUUGUUUUUCACAAAACACCUGUUUUCCGGUCAACACUAUUAGUAUAUUGAGCAAUAUACAGGGUUCGUUCAUAGAGCAUAUAAUAAAUAGCAAAAUACACGUGUUUACCUUGGCGAUAUGA